Herpailurus yagouaroundi (jaguarundi) is the source of this 679-nucleotide messenger RNA. RefSeq names its product S100 calcium binding protein A9 (gene S100A9). Gene Ontology annotation, molecular function: calcium-dependent protein binding; calcium ion binding. Gene Ontology annotation, cellular component: extracellular exosome; cytoplasm; nucleus. Lineage: Eukaryota; Metazoa; Chordata; Mammalia; Carnivora; Felidae. Gene Ontology annotation, biological process: neutrophil aggregation; neutrophil chemotaxis; chronic inflammatory response. The transcript has 3 exons. The record is from RefSeq and is a predicted model, not a curated record. The coding region runs from base 152 to 565 and encodes 137 amino acids.
AGCCCAACUCAGGGUUACCACACUGCUCACCUGUGAAGCAAUCUUCCCGCGAGAGCUGACUAUCCGGCCAGGGGCUGCCUAUAAAUGUUGGACACACGGGGUGCUGUCAAACCCCGUUGUGUGGCUCCUUGGCAGACAAGAGUGCAGGAAGAUGGCGGACCAGCUGUCACAGAUGGAAUGCAGCAUUGAGACCAUCAUCAACAUCUUCCACCAGUACUCUGUGCGGCUGCCGCACCCGGACAAACUCAACCAUAAGGAAAUGAAACAGCUGGUGAAAAAAGAGCUGCCGAACUUCCUCAAGCCACAGAAGCAGAAGAAGAAUGACAAUGCCAUAAACAAGAUCAUGGAGGACCUGGACACAAAUGGAGACAAGGAGCUGGACUUCGAGGAGUUCUCCAUCCUGGUGGGCAGGCUGACGGUAGCCUCCCAUGAGGAAAUGCAUAAGAAUGCCCCUGAAGGAGAAGGCCACAGCCAUGGGCCAGGCUUUGGGGAAAGUGGCCAGAGCCACUGCCAUAGCCAUGGUGGCCACGGCCAUAGCCAUGGUGGCCAUGGCCACAGCCACUAAACAGGAGGCCAGGACACCCUUCCCCACCCAACUAGGAUCACAGGGUGGCCAUGCCAAACUGCCUUAGCUGGGGGACUGGGAACAGGGAGCAAAAUAAAGUCUUCCUCCAAGCCA